GAAACAUAAAAGCAAUGUGGAAAAGAAAUACUAAAAUAAAAUGAUCCAACAGAAAACGAGAAAGCGGUGACCGGUGACUGACUGACUGUCUAAGCACACGGAGCAGCAAUGGCUGCCUAUUCACUUCUUUCCACAUGCGCCUUCUCUUCUCUUCCUUCCCAUAACUCCACCAUACCUUCUCUUUCUAGAACCCUCUCUCUUCGCACACCCAAUAGCUAUAGGCAUACCUCCUGCAUCGUCGCUUCUUCUCUUCGCGAACCUUCUCACCCCACCUACUCUCCGACGCCGGAAUCUACCCACAGAUCCUCCUUGGACAAAUUUAUGAACUCGUGCUUCGUGAUUUGCACUUCCGUAGCUCUUUCCGCCUCUGUUUUCGUCACCGAUGUGGACUCAGCUGCCGCUUUCGUUGUCGCUACGCCUAGGAAGUUGCAGACGGAUGAGCUCGCCACUGUUCGUCUUUUCCAGGAGAAUACUCCUUCUGUUGUCUACAUUACCAAUUUAGCUUCCAGGCAGGAUGCGUUUACUCUGGAUGUGUUGGAGGUGCCUCAAGGAUCUGGAUCAGGGUUUGUUUGGGAUAAAAACGGUCACGUUGUCACAAAUUAUCAUGUUAUACGCGGUGCAUCCGAUCUCAGAGUAACUCUCGCUGAUCAAACCACUUAUGAUGCAAAAGUUGUUGGUUUUGACCAAGAUAAAGAUGUUGCUGUAUUGUCUAUCGAUGCACCAAAAGACAAAUUGAGACCAAUCCCAGUUGGCGUGUCAGCCGACUUGCUUGUUGGGCAAAAAGUUUUUGCUAUUGGAAACCCUUUUGGGCUUGAUCACACACUUACAACUGGUGUCAUCAGUGGGCUAAGGAGAGAAAUAAGCUCUGCAGCAACUGGGCGCCCAAUCCAAGAUGUAAUUCAGACAGAUGCUGCAAUCAACCCUGGAAACAGUGGAGGGCCACUUCUUGAUAGCUCAGGCAGCCUUAUUGGUGUAAACACAGCCAUAUACUCUCCAUCUGGUGCAUCCUCUGGUGUUGGGUUUUCCAUUCCGGUUGACACAGUAGGUGGAAUUGUUGACCAGUUGGUGCAAUUUGGGAAAGUUACACGACCAAUUUUAGGGAUAAAGUUUGCACCUGAGCAAUCAGUGGAACAGCUAGGAGUAAGUGGAGUGCUUGUCUUGGAUGCUCCUCCAAAUGGCCCAGCUGGAAAAGCGGGUAUUGUAUCAACAAAACGUGAUGCGUAUGGGAGACUUGUAUUGGGUGAUAUAAUAACAUCUGUAAAUGGGAAAAAGGUUGCUAAUGGGAGUGAUUUAUACAGAAUUCUUGACCAAUGCAAAGUGGGUGAGAAGGUGACUGUUGAGGUGUUGCGUGGUGAUCAUGUGGAGAAGAUUCCUGUUAUGCUUGAACCAAAGCCUGAUGAAACAUAAGAGGUUUUGAAUCUGAAGUAGAAUAAGAAAAUCCCCAUCUGAAUCUAUUUGUUUCUGUUGUAAUCGUAAAACAUUUGUAAGGAAGUCGGCAAAUUGAGAAAAAGAGAAUGCAUCAUC
Molecule: messenger RNA, 1524 nt
Organism: Lactuca virosa
Lineage: Eukaryota; Viridiplantae; Streptophyta; Magnoliopsida; Asterales; Asteraceae
Source: the annotation of a GenBank genome assembly